AACACAAAAGGAAUAAAAGAAAAAAACAGAGAGAAAGUGGCGUCUGUCGUCGCGCGAUGGAAGCACUAAGUUUUCAGUGCGGUGGAACACAUCACAUCACUGAUCUAUGUGUGUGUAUAAAUAUGAAUAUGUUCUCAACUUGUUAAAUUAUCAUCUGAAUUCAAUUGAUCUUGAAGAAAGAAAUAUAAUAAUGGGGAUGAUGAGAAAGCACAGCAGAGCAGUCGGGGCAAUGGUGAUUAUUCAGAUAACGUGUACAGGAAUGACCCUUUUCUCUAAAUCCGCCAUUUCCAGAGGCAUGAAACCUUCCAUUUUUGUUGCUUAUCGUCAAGCCUUUGCCACUCUCGCCUUGGCUCCUUUUGCUCUAUACAUUGACAGGAAAAACCAACCUCCCCUGGCAUGGUGGGAGUACUUCAUACAAGGAUUUUCUACUCCGUAUUUCAAAAUAAAGUUCAUUAUAAUAAAUAUUUGUUAUUCAUAUUAUGUUCCUCUCUUUUGCACAGUUUGUAGUAUAUUUUGUCAUAAAUUAAAGACGAGUUUAUAUAUCAAGCAUAUAUUAGUCGUCAUCUUCAAUCAAUUAGCUAAAAAAGUACUCCUUAUAUACAUCCGAUUUUGGCUGUAGUAGUGUUUGGUACUCCCUCCGUCCCAAAAAAUUGUUCUUAGUUUCCUUUCGGGUCGUCCCAAAAAAUUGUUCCACUUUCUCCUUUUGGAAAGUUUUGUGUGGUUCACAUUCAUUUACCUUUUUCUUACACAACUACAAUCAUACAUUUCCACUUUAUUCCCACUUUCUUAAACUCCGAUCCAAGUCAAUGCGGGAACAAUCUUUUGAGACGGAGGGAGUAUAUAAUUGGAUUAAUAAAACGAAUACAUGAAAAGCAAGAAUAAGAAAUGUACGUGAGCAAGAAUUUUGUGGUUCGUCUUUUUCGGAAAAAAAAUUCUAUUUGUACUCAAAAUCUGUAGCCAUUUAACAUAUAUAUCUACGUAAUUGUUUCCACACUCGGAGAAUUAGGAUGUUUUCUUUUGGACUGAAAUUUGUUGGUCUGGUCUGGUUUGGUCUGAUCUGGUCUGGUCUGGUGUGGUCUGGUCUGGUCUAAUCUGGUCUGAUCUGGUCUGGUCUGGUCUGGUCUGGUCUGGGACUGAAAACAAUCCAAAAGAAAACAUAUUGUUUGUGUAGGGAGAUAAUAAGGUAUAAAUGUAUGUGAAGUGUGUACAAAUUUUGUCUAACCAGCCAUUAUUGUUUUUUGAAGAGGAACAAACAUUUACUCUGGUGAUCUUAAAUUAGUGCAGAGUGAACCUGAGCCUGAACCUGUUUUAUGCCGGAUUGAAUUAUGUAUCUGCCACAUUUGUUACCGCUGUUACCAACACUAUUCCUGCUAUGGUAUUUGUCAUAGCAAUUUGUUUAAGGUUGGAAAGGCUGGGGAUAAGAAAAAGUGAAGGAAAAGCUAAAGUGGUGGGGUGUAUCUUGAGUCUUCUUGGGGCCAUGGUCUUUACUUUUUAUAAAGGGCCUGUGCUAUAUCCAACUACUACACAUGAAGAAGCAAUGCAAAAGUCGCACCUUUCUGUAAAGACGCCUGCAUAUAGUAAAGAAGACUGGAUAAGAGGUUCUGUUCUCAUUCUUGGUGCUAACUUGACCUGGUCACUAUGGCUCAUCAUGCAGGCUCCGCUGAUGAAGCAAUAUCCAGCAAAGCUGCGGCUGGUAACGCUUCAGUGCACCAUUUGUUGCUUAAUGUCAACACUGUGGGGUGCCUUUGAAGAGAGGGAUUUAUCAUCAUGGAAACUAGGCUGGGACAUCAAUCUUCUCUCUGUCGCAUAUUGUGGAAUAGUGGUGACUGGGAUAUCAUAUUGGCUACAAGCAUGGGUUGUGGACAACAAAGGCCCAGUGUUUGCAAGCAUGUUCAGUCCAUUGGCGCUUAUAUUGACUGCCUUCUUCUCAACUCUUUUCUUCAAGGAAACCCUUCAUUGCGGCGGCGUGUUGGGAGCAGUAUUGCUGGUGAUGGGACUAUAUGGUUUUUUGUGGGGAAAGAAAAAGGAAACUAAAGAUAUGGCAGCGAGUGAGCCCAUCAAGUCCAAUAACCAAACCAAAGAUACAAGAGUUGAGCUGGAUACAAUAUCAUGCACAUCAGCAGAAAUUGAGGUCGUCCCAGAAGCCCAAAGAAGAUGUUGCAUUUGAUCCUACAAUGCUUUCUUUUUAUAGAUAUGCCUAACUUUUGUAAAAUGUAAUCCAAUGUGAAGGCAGCUUUAUAUAUUAAGAUCAAAUAUUGCAAGUUUUGUAAUGCAUUGUGAUUAUUUAAACCUAUAAGGAUAUUGAAUACUUUAUUGUGAAAUGUGUUGAUUUAUGUGUUUAUUCAUUAUUAAUCUUGUACACACUUGUAGAUCAUGUACUAUCACACUUAUAUACUACGUAUUGUGUAGUCCAAUUUAUGAUAUUUAAAU
Molecule: messenger RNA, 2430 nt
Organism: Cuscuta epithymum
Lineage: Eukaryota; Viridiplantae; Streptophyta; Magnoliopsida; Solanales; Convolvulaceae
Source: the annotation of a GenBank genome assembly